CACUUCCAUCUUUCUUCCUUCCUUUUGUUUUCAUUCCCUUGUUUUUUCUAUUCUUGUAUUCUCAUCUCACUUCUUUUCAUAGACUGACAAUGUUUCUGUUGGUAUAAAUCUCAAGCAAACUUUGCUGGGCUCUCAUGCAGCUCAUGAGGGCCUAAGUUAUAAGACAAAAGAGCCCCUCACAGAUCUAUUCUGUAUAAUCCCAUCUGAGGUCCAGGCUUCUGAGAGGCAGGAGCCCACAUAAAAUCAUGGGCUUCCUUUCCUUAGCAAGUUCUUAGCCAGCCAUCAUCUCUGUGUUCCCUCUAAAGGAUACUUUUAAAAAGUUUUACAGUGCUGGAAAUGAAGCCCAGGACCUCACACAUACUGAACAAAUACUCUCUCUCCACAGAGCUAUUUUUCUGGCCCAUAAAAUGUUUCAGUUUUUUUUAACAGAGUUUCACUCUAUAACACAAACUGACUUUGAACUUACUCUGUAGCUCUCAAGCUCUAUGUUCCUGCUGCCUUACCCUAUCAAAUUCUGGGAUUUGGACUGCUUUAUCAAUUUUUGCAAUAUAAUUAAGCCAACAUUUUCUUUCCUUCCCUUCCCUUUGUGACAGGACUUAAUGAAUGCCAGGCUAUCAUUAAACUUACUAUAAAGCCAAGGGUAACCUUAAAUCCUGAUCUUCCUGUCUCCAUCCCCCAAGUGCUAGGAUUACAAGCCUAUGUCUGGCUAGCCUGAGAUUUUUCUUAUAUCUUUAUAUUCAUUUUUUUCAUGAUUAUUUCUUUUCCCAACUGUUCUGUCUACUUCAUUUUACCAUAAGCAGCAGUAAAAAAACCAGACCAUGCCUUUUACAGUAUGCUUGAGAAUCUCCUUUCCUAUAAAGCCCCAGAGCAAUUGGCACUUUAUAACAAGGCUAACUUUUCCUCCCACACCCAAUAAUGGCUUCUUCAACUUCCUUCUAAGGUCUCACCAAAAGAUCUAUGAUAUUCAUGUUCCUAUCGAUACUUUGUUUAGGAUGAUGUAAAUGAAAGCUUCAACAGAAGACUCUCCAUUGUUCUUUCUUUUUGAGCUUGCACCAGAAUUGUGUUUACUAUCCAUGUUACUAAAUUUGUUUUAAUAUAAAGGCUUACUAUACAGGCCAGGAUAGCCUUGAAAUCAUGAUCCUUCUACAUCAUCCUUCCAAGUCCUGGGAUUACAGAUAUUCAGUACCAUACCUGGCUUCACUUUGUAUUCCUACCAGCAGGGUUUCGGGUUUUCUUUGUUUUUGUUUUUGUUUUUGUUUUUGUUUUAAGCAGUGCAGGGCUCUUUCUACUACACAUCUCAAAACUCUGUAGCUUUUGUUCACUCUACCCAGUUCCAAAUCCAUUUUUACAUCCUUAGGUAUUUGUGGUAUUUGUUUAUAUAAACCCCCAAUUCCUGGCACCAAAACCUAUUAUUAGCUUCCUGAAGCUACUCUGAGAAGAGCAGAAUAAAGCAGGUUCUUUAAACAACCAAAAUUUAUCUUCUCACAAUUUUUGGGACCAAGAGUAUGAAUGGAAGUGUCAACAGGGCUGUGCUCCCUCUGAAAGCUCCAGAACCAAGGGCCAGGAAGUACAAGUGCGGCCUGCCCCAGCCGUGUCCUGAGGAGCACCUGGCCUUUCGCAUAGUCAGCGGGGCUGCCAAUGUCAUCGGGCCCAAGAUCUGCCUCGAGGACAAGAUGCUCAUGAGCAGCAUCAAGGACAAUGUGGGCCGUGGACUGAACAUCGCCCUGGUGAAUGGGGUCAGUGGUGAGCUCCUAGAAGCCAGAGCCUUUGACAUGUGGGCUGGAGAUGUCAAUGAUCUCUUGAAGUUCAUCCGGCCGUUGCAUGAAGGUACCUUGGUGUUUGUGGCAUCCUAUGAUGAUCCAGCUACCAAGAUGAAUGAAGAGACCAGGAAGCUUUUUUCUGAGCUGGGCAGCAGGAAUGCCAAGGAGCUAGCCUUCCGUGACAGCUGGGUGUUUGUGGGAGCCAAGGGUGUGCAGAACAAGAGCCCCUUUGAGCAGCAUAUGAAGAACAGUAAGCACACCAACAAGUAUGAGGGCUGGCCAGAGGCCCUGGAGAUGGAAGGCUGUAUUCCUCGAAGGAGCAUGGCGGGCUAACACAGCAGAGCUCUGGGACCAGACUGAAGGAGGCAGCAUGGCACCAGUGUAGGGUGGAGACUGUGCCCCAUGCCCAGGCAUGAGGCUCCCCCUUCCUAACACAUUAGGGCUUGAAAUUGGCCUCAAGGUGAUGGGGGCUACAGGGCUGGCCCGUUUCAUUUUGUCAGGGAGUUUAGGUACCUGUGUCUUUGUUUUCCUAAAGCUGAUCCCACAGUCAGUUACCAACCAGCCCCUUCCUCUGCCCAUCCUGUUUCAUCUUCUGUUUCUUGAGUGCCCCCCAGAGGCAAAGGUCUUCAGUGCUUGGUCCUCCUACUGGAACAGCCAUCCGGUAGGUUGGGACAUUUUCAAGAAACUCUCCAUCCCAGAGGCACUGAACUGCUAUCCAACCCUGUUUUAAAUGUGAUCUUUUAAUUAAGCCGAAUCAGAGCUUAAUCAGAUGACUUCUGCAAGCCUUAAUAGAGCAAUUUGACCUUUAGUGCCCAAGUAGCUGGAGUCCAAUCAAAGUCCCUCACAAGGUGUAUGACAGUAUGCAGUUUGUCAGAGGGUUCACCUUCUAAAUGACCUGUUUGUUAAUAAACUAAUCUUUUGCAGUGAAAUAAAAGCAUAUUCAGAUGUCCUCAGUGGAAAGUCAA
Messenger RNA from Rattus rattus (black rat), 2725 nucleotides. It is a transcript of the gene Fam3a, whose product is annotated as FAM3 metabolism regulating signaling molecule A. NCBI's taxonomy places the organism in Eukaryota, Metazoa, Chordata, Mammalia, Rodentia, Muridae. The record is from RefSeq and is a predicted model, not a curated record. Bases 1506 to 2093 code for a protein of 195 amino acids. The transcript has 7 exons.